Brachypodium distachyon (stiff brome) is the source of this 928-nucleotide messenger RNA. RefSeq names its product dirigent protein 1. The transcript has a single exon. NCBI's taxonomy places the organism in Eukaryota, Viridiplantae, Streptophyta, Magnoliopsida, Poales, Poaceae. The record is from RefSeq and is a predicted model, not a curated record. The coding region runs from base 20 to 556 and encodes 178 amino acids.
UCCAAGCUCGUUCGACGCCAUGCCUGCAGUAAUGCUACUACUCAUGGCGAUGAUCAUGCAGGCCUUAGCCGCCGCCGUGGACGGCGGCGCCAUGGCCGGCUUCGAGCACCUGCGAAUGUACAUGCACGACAGCUACACGGGCCCGAGCCCAAGCGCCGUGGUGGUGAUCAACGGCACGGGGCCCAUCAUCCCGGGCUCCGGCGGGGCCCGGUUCGGGAUGACGGUGGUCAUGGACGACCCGCUCACCGACGGCCCAAGCCCGGCUAGCUCCAGGCUCCAGCUGGGCCGCGCGCAGGGUUUCUACGUCACGGCCACCAAAGCAGACGGCCCGCCCGCGGUGCUCCUCUCCAUGAACCUGUUGCUCACCGACGGGAGCACGCUGGCCGUGACGGGCCGGAACGCCGUGCUGUCGCCGGUGAGGGAGCUGGCCGUGGUCGGCGGCACCGGGAAGUUCAGGAUGGCGUCCGGCUACGUGCUGCUCAAGACGGCCUCCUGGCACGGCAACGACGCCGUCCUGCAGCUCGACGUCUUCGUGCGUGCCGGUGCUGCUGCUUGAGCUUGACCGGCUAUGAAGGGAACGCAUAUGGAGCGAAACGUUCGCUCCCUACUCUACCUCAGUCUUGUUGCGCGACGGGCUAAAUUUGCCACUCUCGCGGAAAUAAAGUUGACCGAAGAACAUGGAGCGGUCGCAGCCACGUCUUCCUGUGGUCUGACAAACCGUAAGGACGAACGUUCGCUACUUAUAAAUUUCGUAGGUUUCCCCAUUUUCGGUUAAUCAAUAAAGAUCAUCACACAAUAGUGUUAGAAUAGAACACGUUUUAAUUAACGGAAUUUGACUGAAAUUCUUGGUGAUCAAUCGAACAAACAAAUGGCACGAUCGAGAUUAAUAAAUCAUCCCCCCUCACAGCACAUGCAUGAUGCAUUCCAA